Messenger RNA from Sorex araneus (European shrew), 684 nucleotides. RefSeq names its product FAM3 metabolism regulating signaling molecule D (gene FAM3D). The record is from RefSeq and is a predicted model, not a curated record. The transcript has 9 exons. NCBI's taxonomy places the organism in Eukaryota, Metazoa, Chordata, Mammalia, Eulipotyphla, Soricidae. The coding region runs from base 1 to 684 and encodes 227 amino acids.
AUGACUAUCCCUGAACUUAAAGCUGCUCUGCUUCGCUUCCUGGUCCUCAUUAUAGCUGUGGGCGUCCUGUGGGUCUUUAUCCUCAACUACCCCAAGUUUAAGACAACAGAGAUCCGCCUGCCCCGCUGGAUGGCUUCAUCCCGCAAGGACAUCAAGAUGGUGAAACACAAGUGUGACCUCAACAAGCCCUGCCCAGGCAACAAGUUCGCAUUCAAAGUCUUAAGCGGGGCCGCCAAUGUGGUGGGCCCCUCCAUCUGCUUCGAAAAUGAGAUGAUCAUGAGUCCUGUGAAAAACAACGUGGGCCGAGGCCUGAACAUUGCCCUGGUGAAUGGAUCCACAGGCAUGACGCUGAGGUACAAGUCUUUUGAUAUGUAUUCUGGAGACCCAAAGGUCCUGCUGGUCUUCCUUAAAGAAAUCCCAGAGGAUGCUCUGGUGCUGGUGGCCUCCUACGAUGACCCUGGAACCAAGAUGGACGACAGCAUCCGGCAGCUCUUCUCGGACCUGGGCAGCAACUACGCAAAGCAGCUGGGCUUCCGGGACAGCUGGGUGUUCAUGGGCGCCAGGCAUGGCAAGAGCAAAAGCCCCUACGAGAAGUUCUUAAAGAACAACCCGAAAGAGAACAAAUACGCAGACUGGCCCGAGCUGGUGGAGAUAGAGGGCUGUGUGUCCCGAAAGUUGUUCUAG